CCCGCCCCAACCAACAUGGAAGCAUCUAACAUGGAAAGGCUUCCAUGUUGUGCUAAAUCCAAUGAAACAAGCACACUUCUGGCUCAGUUGGACGACACUUUCCUCAUGCUUGCUGGCGAAACGGCACGGGGGCAUGUGAUAAGGUCCUAAGUCCAUAACAUUUUAUUGUCUGAAGCAAAGGACAAGUUGGGUCCCUGGUUUUAAUCCCUCCACAUACGUACAUACGUACAUACAUGCCAAGUGGAUUACCCAUUCACUGCUGACAGUGGGCCAUUAUAGUCCACCACACAUAAGACAGCAGGCUAUUUAGAGAAUCCAGCAAACGUUGUGAGGCCUGAGCAGGUUCGUCUUUCAACAGAAAGAACCAUUUAGGAGGAAAUCCAGAAAUCUUCUAUUGCUCACAUCCAUCAUCUGAAGUCUUAGGUGAUCACCUCAUUUUGCCUAAUGAUAGGGCAAGCCCUCUUAAUAAAGCAGGAUUCCUGAUCAUAUAGAGCGUACAGAGAUAGACAGGGAUAAAGAUAAAGCUAGAGAUGGGGUGGCAUCAUUUUAGGGAAACCAAUAAGCUGCUCUCAUCCCUCAGGAGCCCAGUGAAUUAAUCCACCCUUGAGUGAGCAAAUUACAAAAACGCUCCCUGUUCCAGUUAGGCGGUUAUGCAACUUACGAAGUGCACCUAAAGGACAUUUUGAUCCUAGGGAAUCUAACACGAAAAAAAAGCUCUGCAAUCAACAAUUGGCACAGUUUCUGUUUUCUGAUCUGUGAUUCAUAAACUUUCUGCAAUCCCCAUAUCAGGGAUUUAAAAAAAAAUAUAAGGAAGUGCUGUCAAGAAUUUUAGGACAAUGACAUCGAGGAACCCCAAAAUCCCGACAGUGCAUCGAUUUGUUUGCAGUCACGGGAUGUAGUUGCCUUUGCUCAGAAGGAAACUUUGGAUCCUCCCCAGGGGAGAAUUAGCAGUACCACUCGAAAUGCACUGUGUGCAGUAGUUCUGUCUGCCUCGUUAAAUAAAAAUAAAAAGGAAGAUUUUGAGGAGGUAAAGUCGGAGGUUAGACAAAUAGUAGUACACAUUCCAAUCGCUCAAAUUCAGUGUUUGAGGCAAGGGAAUUAUAGAAUAGAAGUUGCUGAAAAGUUAAGAUGAUGGGUAAAUCGGACAUAGCAGCAUUGGAGACCAGGGUUUGGCCAUGGAAACCCACUGAGUAAUGUUAGGUAUAGACAUGACUUGAAGGCAAACAACAACAACAACAACAACACCUUGAUUGCAAAACUCCCUUCAACUGAGUAGUCAAAGCUGUCAGGCAUUUGGCUUUUAAAACUGAUUUUUAAAGAAUGUUUUUAGUUUGGUUUAUAAAUUAUGAUCUUAUUGAAUAUUGCCUGGUGGUCACUAGUGAGUAGAAAAAGCAGUUCUUAAAUACAAACUGUAGCUGCCAUUGCUUUUACACUGUGAAUCCUUUGCAUAAGGACUAGGGCCUACCAGCUGAUGCUGUCACCAGAUGAAUUGCCACUGUACAUGAAUGGCUGCAGUCUCCUUCUCUGUUUUCCGUGAAAUAUCCUUCCCUGCCCUUCCCCACAUGAAUGGAGGUCACUUCUUAUCCUUAAUCCGAGCCUGCAACACCAAUCUUUCCCUCUUUAAUCUGCUGGAACAGCUGUGCUGUGAUUGCAUUGUGGAUUAUAAAAUGCCCAUUUCCCACAAAAACAGCUGCUGGCUAGAUGGACAGCAUUUAAUAAUAAUCACAGAGGAGCUUGAAAGAAAGUCCUGGGGUGGGGAAGUCGAGGCAGGGGGAAACUGGGAGAAGGAAGGGUGAUAGAGGAUGUGUUUACUUCUCAGGCACCAUAGCUGGAAGAUGAGGGAGAGUGAAGAGUCCCACAUUCAAUGCAGCAUGCAGAUUAAACAGAAGCAACUGUAGAAACCUCCAAAAAGAUGGAGCUUCAGAAAAUCCUCCCUUGGCGCCGUGCUUUCUUGGCUGUGUUACUGAACCUGCUCGCCCUUAGCCUGUCUACUACAGCCUUACUGGGUAGCUAUUGGUGCGUUGGAACCCAGAAGGUUCCCAAACCUUUAUGUGGGAAGACGAAGAGCACCAAGUGCAUCGGUGCCCCAAUGCCUCCUGAAGUCUUGGCUGGCAAUGCAUCAUUUCUGCCUCAGGAUGUGGUGCACUAUAGCUGGGAGACUGGUGAUGAUCGGUUUGCCUUCCGUUACUUUCACACAGGGUUAUGGCUUUCAUGUGAAGAAAACAUGGAGGGCUCAGAUGACAAGUGUCGCAGCUUCAUUGAACUUUCCCCUCCAGCAGAAAGAGGUAUCCUCUGGCUGUCUCUUGGAUCAGAGAUAGUGUACAUAUGUUUACUGGUGAUUAGUUUCCUGCUGCUGCUUCUGGACAUGUUAUACACAGGAAACCCAAUUUGUGGAAUGAAACUCAACGCCUUUGCUGCUGUCUCCUCUGUAUUGUCAGGCCUCCUUGGGAUGGUGGCUCACAUGAUGUACAGUCAAGUUUUCCAGGCAACUGUUAACCUGGGACCGGAAGACUGGAGACCACACUCGUGGGACUAUGGAUGGGCUUUCUACAUGGCCUGGGCUUCCUUUACUUGUUGCAUGGCCUCUGCAGUCACAACCCUGAACACAUACACCAAGACAGUGCUAGCGUUCAAGCGCAACCUUGAGAAAGCCUGUGAGGGGACCUUCACAACAGGCCAGUCUCAACCCCGCCAGUGCUUCAUGCCACCUCAAUACCAACACCACAGAGAACAAACCAGUGGCUUCUACCAGCAGCGAGAAAAAUCUCUCCACUCUAUUUCUGAGGGUGUUGAUUUUUACUCCGAACUGCAGCAGAAGGUGCUACAGAGGGAGCCUGACCUGGAGCUGAAUGAGGUCCUUGGAAAGUCAGUUCAAGAAGACCCGUGUUAGGACUGACACAAAACGUUCAUCAGAACAGUGGAAAAGAAACAGUUUUUAAAUCAAAAAAAUUGCCACCUGUGAAGUUCUGGUUUCUUCUAUUUACUCAGCCAGAGAAUUGGAGUUGGCAGAAGUCAUCCAGUCAUGUCCAUUGUUAUAUAUGGUCAUAAGAACAUAGGAAACUGCCUUAUUCUUUGCAAAUAACAAGAUGCCCAGAAUUUGUGACAUUUACUGAGAAUUUAUCUAACUUCACCCUUUACUUCAUUCAAGUGAGCAAACCGCAUGAAAACUAAAAGCUCCAGGAGACAUCAAAAUGUGUGUAUCUGAUUUGUUGUUGCAAUGGGAGGACAGGUUGCUUACCUAUAAUUAUCGUUUUUUGAAUGCUUAUCUAUGGACUCACACAUUUGGUUCACCGGAGAAGUACAUCAUUCAGAACACUAGAGAUAUUACACAAGUGUUUUUGGUGGUUGCCCUGCCCUCACCUGCAUGUCAUACCAGUGCACUUCCUGUCUAAAUCCUCAGUUCCAUUAUAGACGCAAAAGCAAAAGCCAAAGAUAUAAGAAGACAGGACAGGUUGAGGGGACAGGAAGUGAUACCGUGUGACUUCAUAGAUGAUCACUACAAUCACAGGAAAUCAACCUGUCCUUUUUCACAACACACGCAGCUACUAUCUACAGAGGUAGGGAUAUCAUGCUACACAGAAAACGAGCAUCGCCUCCCAUAUGCAGUCAAUAUCUGAGACCUUAAGCCCAGUUUAUAAUACGAUAUAAUGAAUCUAGACCAGAUGGCAGCUCCAUAGAUGUCAUGUGGAGGAAUCCCAGAAAUGCAGUACAUGCAGCAACAACUUGGGUUGUGUAGCUUCUUACUUGGGCAGACGGCUAUUGGUUUGCUAGUUCAUAAACCAGAUGAAUACUUGCAGCAACUUAACAGCAAAGUUGUGUAUAAACAGGCAACCCCUUCUUUGUAGAUGAGUAAUAUAGGAAAACUCUUUGGGACUGAUUAAUUGAAGAAGUACAAUCGGUGUAAAAGACCAUCUAGGCAAUGUACAGAAUGCACCAAGCCAGCAGUAGGAUUCUGAGAGAAUAAUGUCCUCCCUUGGAUGGCAAGCAGACACAACUUUUCACAAAAUUGAAGUAUCUGGUGUCAUGGUUACAUCAUUCCUAUGGAAGCAAAUGUAAGAUUGGUCCAUCCCCAGAGCACAAAGCUCACUGGCUCAUUUGGUAGAGGUAACUGCCACUAGAAAGACUGUUUUCCAGGUAAGCAGGCUUAGGCCACAAAAAAGCCAUGGAUUCCAAGAAUUUAUUGGACAGUCGAAAAAAGCCAGUUCUAAGCUCCAGCGGAUGCCUGGUCCUCGCUCAAAAGGAACAUUUUUUAUAACCUUUCACAAAUGGCUUGACCAGUGGAUUCAAGAAGUGGGAGGACUUGUAAAGGCAUUGAAAACACAGCUUCCAGGUAAAGGAAAGGAACAAAGUUAUGAAGAAGAAGGAGAUCAAAAAGUCUAAAAACAUGGGCAAUAGCCAUUCCAUUUGGAGAGACCACUUUAAGGUCAAUUCAGGUCACUUUUGCCAUUUGUAGUGUAUGAGCACUGAAUCAUAGAAUAGUAGAGUUGGAAGAGACCUCAUGGGCCAUCCAGUCCAACCCCCUGCCAAGAAGCACUGAAUUGAUGUUUUCUGAGCUGCAGCCAUAACUGACUUAGACCCCUUCCACACUGCCCCUAUAUCCCAGGAUCUGAGCCCAGAUUAUCUUCAUAUCCCAGAUUAUCUGCAGUCUCAUAUAAUCCAAUUUAAAUCCGUUAAUCUGGGUUCAGAUCCUGAAAUAUAAGGCAGUGUACAUGGGGAAAGGAAUCAAAGGGAAAGGAUUCAAAGGAAUCAGGGAAAGAUCUUCUAAGUCUUGGGCUUAAUUGUUGAAGAUCUGGAUGCCCCCUGCUGCUAUUGUGGGUGGUUAAUAGAUCUGGAUGCAGUGGAAGCUUCUGAUACUGACUUCUGGAAAGAUGCAGAAAAACUUCUUGGGCCACCACGCGAUUUAAAUAUACCUGGACUUGUCCUGUCAAAUCAUUGCUAUUAUUGUCAUGAGAGCCCAUCUCUCUGGGUUCAUGAACAAAAGAUUUUGUAUUGCUUGUUCUGAAAUUACACAAACAGGUUAAUGGUCAGUCCAGCCCAAUUCUGAAACACGUGGAGCUUUCAGGCGGGACACUGUGAGUGUUUUGCUCUCCUGAAAAGUGGAUGGAGGCUACAUGGGAUGCACCAAUCCCACAACUUUAUUGCAAGGUGGAUAUAUCUAUUCACACACCUCCUUAUCUGUUCAGAUAGAGGAUCAUAGUGGCAUUGUCUGAAACUACCUAAAAACUUUCUGACACAGAAGUUGCUCAAAAGAUUGAAAGAUUUUUAGAACAGCCAAGAGCUAGAGGACAUUGAUGUAGAGGGAUCACAUCAAUAACUCCUAACCAUUAGACCAGCAUAAUGAGUUCCCAUGCCUUGGAAGAUGUAUCAGUAGUGACCAUCACCAGGCCCUAGGGAAAUGGACAGAGCUACCACCAAAACUGCAUUUGUGUGAACCACAGAACAUCUGAUUUGUGUGAGUUAAAGACUAUGCAGAAUCCAGGAUUUCUAACCCAGCAAGCAGCUCAGAUUUAUUCUUGUUUUAUGACCCUGGUAUGUUGGAAACAACAAAACAGGAGUUGAGGUUCAACUAUCACACAAAUUUUUUUCUGUGAUAUUUAUUUAGACAUUUUGUGUGAAGUAGGAGUAAAAAUGCUGUGUGCCAGUAAGCCAGGAGAAGCCAAGAACUCUGGUUUUCUGCAAAUACAGCCAUUGAAUCAGAACACUGUGCUAUUUAAUUCAAUAUUGUAUAUACAGACUGAUAGCAUCUCAAAAUCAUUCCUCCUAUUAUAAACAGAAGUGGGGUAGCCCAUAACUCAAUUUGAUACUAUGACAAGUGCAUAGGUUUAACCUUCCAUCUCCCCAUCAUAUACCUUGGUCCUAAUCUUAUCCAGUGAUGAAUAUUUCAUUUAAAUUUAUAUAUACUAUCUCAGACAAAGGCUAAAUGUAUUUGGUUUGAUCCUGCAAAACAGCUCUAACUAAUCCCUACUGAAUGCAGAAAUGGUAGAUAUUAAAACAUAGAACAAAAUGAAAUCGCUCCAAGUGAUGCAAAGAUUAUAAUGUGCACAGGGGCUGAAUUGAUCUGAGUUGCUAUUGGUUUUCUUCAUCAGAGAAAUAUUGGAUGGGAGAGAAGGAAGAUCACCGUACAUCUUUAUGCCAAAAUGCAAUUCAAAUAGGCAUUCCUGCUUUAGAUUCAGAAAUUUUCACUGACUACUUUGAGUUGUUCAAACAUCACUGGGAUCAGAAUAAAGCAUACACAAGUUUAAUAAAAGGCGGAGACUUU
Messenger RNA from Anolis carolinensis (green anole), 6259 nucleotides. It is a transcript of the gene gsg1, whose product is annotated as germ cell associated 1. The coding region runs from base 1913 to 2890 and encodes 325 amino acids. Lineage: Eukaryota; Metazoa; Chordata; Lepidosauria; Squamata; Anolidae. The record is from RefSeq and is a predicted model, not a curated record. The transcript has 6 exons. Gene Ontology annotation, cellular component: plasma membrane.